Paramecium sonneborni is the source of this 501-nucleotide messenger RNA. The record is from the annotation of a GenBank genome assembly. Lineage: Eukaryota; Ciliophora; Oligohymenophorea; Peniculida; Parameciidae.
CCUAUAUUCAAAGUUGAAGAGUUUCAAAUCACUCUAAAGGUAACUAAGUAAAUUGAAAAGUUCAUCUUUGAUAAUAUUUAUCAAGAUGUCACAACAGAUGAUAUUGUUAAAGAAAUAGGGUUGGAAUAAUUAAAUAAAGUGAUCAUAAUUUAUGGAUAAACUGGAAGUGGAAAAUCAGGUACUUUAUUUGGAAAUUACCAAUAUCCUGGAAUAUGCCUUUGAUUAUUAAAAAAUUAUUAGUUGAUAAAAAUCAACUUAAAAUUAACAAUAAAUUAAUUGGAUUUGAUAUUUAAAGCAAUUAUGUAAUAGAUGAUAUGACAUAAAUAAACAUUUUUGAUAUGGAAACAGUUUUGGAAUAUUUAUCAGCAUUUUAUAAAUAAAAGCGUAAAUAACAUUUGAUUAUACAUUAAAAAACUAAAUUAAAUUUUAGAUUUAGCAGGACCAGAAAGAUAAACUAAGGAUCUUUCUGAACCAUAAACAAUAUUAAGAAGCCAUGUGAGC